AUGUCAGCUUACAAAGGACAUCUCUCUCCUCCAAAGAACUUAACCCCCAAAAUGUCCUUUCCCAGUAGCUCACCUGCGGCAAAUACAUUUUUAGUGGAUUCUCUAAUUGGUGCUUGCAGGACGGACAGCUUUUACUCCAACAGCAACAUGUACAUGCCGUCUGGCUCAGAAAUGGGAACUUACGGAAUGCAAACCUGUGGACUCCUGCCGUCUUUCGGCAAAAGAGGGGAGGUCAACCACCAAAAUAUGGGCAUGAAUGUCCACUCGUACAUACCUCAGCUAGAUAACUGGACUGAUCCGAACAGACCCUGCAGAAUAGAGCCGCCCAGUCAGAUGUCAAACUGUACAUUUUCACAGAGCAUUAAGGAGGAGAGUAACUGCUGCAUGUUCUCCGAUAAGAGAGUACAAAAGGUCAGCUCAGAUGUCCCCGCAUACUCUAACGUUAUUCCUGAAUCUUGUCCGGUUGACGGUCCUGAGAUCCCGGUUCCGGGUUAUUUCAGGCUGAGCCAAACUUAUGCCAACGGGAAGCUUCAGGAAAACUACUGCCAUGAACCUCCAAGUCCAACCCCAACACUGAUGCAGCUGAGCCGGGUCACCCCGAAACCGCAGUCCUCUUCUUCUUCGUCCUCUUCGUCUUCCAGUUUAAAGAAAAGCGAGGACGUCCUGAGAGAGGACCCGGAGACCUCAAGGACGCCCGGACCCGAGGAUAGCCCGGAUCCCAAGUCCGGAUCGGAAGAGAAAAGCUGCUCCAUGGACGCCUCAGUGUCCAGCCCAGAGCUGCACCAGAAGGAAGGGAAAGACUGUAAGACUGACACACCGACGAGCAACUGGUUGACGGCAAAAAGUGGGAGAAAGAAAAGAUGUCCCUACACAAAGCACCAGACCUUGGAGUUGGAGAAGGAGUUUCUGUUCAAUAUGUAUUUGACCCGAGAGCGCCGCCUAGAGAUCAGCAGGAGCGUCAACCUGACCGACAGGCAGGUCAAGAUCUGGUUUCAAAACCGCAGGAUGAAACUGAAGAAAAUGAACAGAGAAAACCGCAUCCGUGAACUGACCUCAAAUCUCACCUUUUCGUGAGCCUGCAUGUAUGUUCGCUGUCUUCUCUUUUUAACCCACGCAGUUUGAUGCUUUUGAGUGGCAUUGGACGUUUUAUCCUCAAUUUCAACGAAACUGUGACCAUGUAUCUAUUCCAGUUUUAGUACUUUGUGUGGCGUCGUGUAUAUGUU
This is a messenger RNA of Sphaeramia orbicularis (orbiculate cardinalfish), 1223 nucleotides long. RefSeq names its product homeobox D10a (gene hoxd10a). Gene Ontology annotation, cellular component: nucleus. NCBI's taxonomy places the organism in Eukaryota, Metazoa, Chordata, Actinopteri, Kurtiformes, Apogonidae. Gene Ontology annotation, biological process: regulation of transcription by RNA polymerase II. Gene Ontology annotation, molecular function: RNA polymerase II cis-regulatory region sequence-specific DNA binding; DNA-binding transcription factor activity, RNA polymerase II-specific. The record is from RefSeq and is a predicted model, not a curated record.